Messenger RNA from Polyodon spathula (Mississippi paddlefish), 1998 nucleotides. It is a transcript of the gene efcab7, whose product is annotated as EF-hand calcium binding domain 7. The transcript has 14 exons. The record is from RefSeq and is a predicted model, not a curated record. Gene Ontology annotation, molecular function: calcium ion binding. NCBI's taxonomy places the organism in Eukaryota, Metazoa, Chordata, Actinopteri, Acipenseriformes, Polyodontidae. The coding region runs from base 92 to 1969 and encodes 625 amino acids.
UCAGGGUGUUUACAUGGCAACGGGCGGCUGUUGCCACAUACAUUUCCUAAACGUAUUCUUAACGGGCAUACAGACGUAAAGCGAUAUCAGAAUGGCAGGCUAUUCCGGAAGCGGUGCUUCUGGGCAGCAGUGGGAAACGUCUUCAUCGCAGAAGUGUCAGGUCGCUGACGAAGAGCUUUUCUACAGGCACUGCAGAGCGGCGUACCUGGCUGUUUUUAGAUCUAGCUUGGAAAGCAUUACUUCCAAAGAGCAGCUUUGUUUGGUGUUGCAGCAAGCUGGAAGAAAUCCUUCUCAGAAGAGACUCAGCAAGUACUGGACUCCGAGGACCAGCAAGCUUAGCUUUGAUGAUUUUUGUGAGAUACUGAAGAAGGAAAAACCCACUGAGAAAACAGAGCUGAUCAAAGCCUUCCGAAAAAUUGACCUAAACGGUGAUGGAUAUAUAACACACAAUGAACUUUACAAAGUGCUUACCAAAAAAGGUGAGAAGAUGACUCCUGAAGAGGUGAAAGGCAUUAUUGAUCUAGCUGAUACUAACCAAGAUGGAAAACUGGACUACCGUGAGUUUUGUAAAUUGUUCUCUUCAACUGCUGAUCAGUGUCAGAAAGCUGCCCUGGAGAAGCUGGAGGCUGACACCAGAAUGAGAUGUCAGCAGUUUGGCAGCGAGUCAGAGAGAGCACCAAAGAAUUCUUUGACACAAGCCGUUAUUCCAGAAGCAGGAACACCCCAGAAAACUGAUCUGGAGACAACACAGAGGAAAGCUGACAGCAGACCUUCAUCCCGUCCUUCCUCAGCUCGAAGCCGGAGGGCAUCGGUAUCGUCUACCAUCACUAUGGGAGCCAGCAAUGCAAGAAGUGUGAAGCUAGCUGAGCCCAAGUAUAUUCAGGACUGGCACCAUGCAAGUUUAAAGGGGUGCUUCUUUCUUGAGGAGGAUGGUGGGAUCGUGAGUCUUCAAUACAGGCUGCACAUCCCUCAGACAUCCACUGUGUAUCUCACCAUUAAGCCCCUGAAUCUCAGCCAAGCAGAAGAAAAGACUUCCUCCUGGAUGUCGGUAGACACGGCACUUUACAUUGUGCGUGAAAAUGAAAGACCAGAAGACUCAGAUCUCGUGUGCUUUACAGAGUUACGGGACAAAGAGAAAUUUGGAUGGAAAGGAGAGAUGAGUUCUGGAGUUUAUUACCUAAUACCGUUUACAACUGGCUGCAGAUUAAAGAGGAAGAGGAAGAUUAUUAAUAAGCAUGCCCAGCUGGUGUAUAGGGGUGACAAUGGAGAACUGGCGCUUACUAAGGAGUUCAGAUCAACUCUCUCAGAUAUUUUUGAAGUAAUAGAUUUGGAUGGGAAUGGCCUCCUAAGCCUGGAAGAAUACAAUUUCUUUGAACAAAGGACAAGUGGAGAGAAAUGCGAUGAGGAAGCUUGGGCUGUGUGCAAAGAAAAUUUUGAUACGAAGAGGAAUGAACUGACAAGACAAGGAUUCAUGGAGCUCAACUUGAUGGAAGCUAAUGACCGGGAAGGGGAUCCUCGAGACCUCUGGGUCACUCUGGAGUCAAUGGGGUACAACAGGGCUCUGGAAAUGGUGGAGGCUUGCCCUUUUGUGGUCGAUAUCUACUGUGAGGAAUGCAAGCCUAAGAUGAAAGCUGUUAGUCUUGAGUCAGGCAGCAAGAUCCUCAGCACAGCCGUGUACAAAUCAGUGAUCAACAAGGGGGAGGCCAAGGUGAUGAAGGGGAAUGACAACGUGGUCAUCUACACUUACAAGAGUGAGGCAAGGAUCACAGCAGUCAUUGCAAAUAAGUCCAAUAACAAAGUGACUGUCCAUGUAAACAACGAGCAGAGUAAGAACUGCGUCAGCAGCAGAGGGAUCACUGUUUUUGCUGUAGAAGUGCCGCCAAAAACUAACAUGGUCUGUCAACAUGUCAUGCCUGUUAAUGAAAGGCAAGAAUGGACUUACAACUGUGUGGAAAGCCUUAUGCCUUAAACUACUCCAGCAUUUCUACUAAUAUUAAU